This is a messenger RNA of Telopea speciosissima, 2382 nucleotides long. Its product is annotated as ferric reduction oxidase 8, mitochondrial. Gene Ontology annotation, molecular function: oxidoreductase activity. The record is from RefSeq and is a predicted model, not a curated record. Gene Ontology annotation, cellular component: plasma membrane. Lineage: Eukaryota; Viridiplantae; Streptophyta; Magnoliopsida; Proteales; Proteaceae. The transcript has 8 exons. The coding region runs from base 108 to 2225 and encodes 705 amino acids.
UUCAUCUCUCUGUGUCUCACAUAUCUCAAGUUCUAUAUAUACUCAUCCAGAGAUGCUUUUCUCUGCAGUGGUUAUAUGCCUCUGUUCCAAAGUGUGAGGAAACAAACAUGGCAAUGACAUCUACACUUAUGUUGGUUCUCAAGGUCCUGAUGAUCUUGGUUUUUGCUUCUUGGGUUUGUCUUUGGAUUCUUAAGCCCACAGAAAGAUGGAAUAAAUCCUGGCACACAGCUGAAGAGAGUGUGAGGACUACAUACUUUGGAUACAAUGGUCUUAAUUUUCUGGUUUUCUCAUUUCCCCUUAUAGUGGUGGCUAUAGUUGGAUUUGUUCACAUACACUUGAAAGAUGGAGAGCCAAGAAGCAGAAGGAUGAGAUUCUCAAUCACCACUCUCUCUAAUCCGAUCAUCGUGCACAGCCCAGUGGGUACUGUAUCAGGAAGUGAGCUACUGGUUGGAGCCCUCUUCUUUCUAUUUCUAGCUUGGACAUUCUAUGCUCACAUCUCCAAUGACUUCAAGAAGAUGGAACCUAUAAAAUCAUUGAAAUUGAAUGUAUGGCAGUACAAGGUCAUGAAGUUAGGGAUUCGAUUUGGUUUGCUAGCAGAAGCAUGCUUGGCAUUGCUCCUCCUUCCCAUCUUAAGGGGGAUGGCCUUAUUUCGGCUACUGGGUAUCCAGUUUGAAGCUUCAGUAAGAUACCAUGUCUGGCUUGGGACUUCAAUGAUAUUUUUUGCCACAUUGCAUGGCUCAAGCAUAUUUUUCAUAUGGGGUGUUAAGAAUCGCAUCCAAGACAAGGCAGGACUAUGGCAGAAAACAGGGAGGAUUUACAUUGCUGGAGAGAUUGCUCUGGUAGCAGGGUUAGUCAUCUGGAUCACAUCACUUCCACAAGUGAGGAGGAGACAGUUUGAACUGUUCUAUUACACCCACCAUUUAUAUGUUAUCUUCUUCGUAUUCUUCUUGUUUCAUGUCGGAGACCGGCACUUUUACAUGGUUUUUGGUGGGAUUCUUCUGUUUGCUCUGGACAAGCUCCUUCGUAUUAUACAAUCAAGAACAGAUACUUGUGUUCUUUCCGCACGCAUCUUCCCUUGUAAAGUCUUAGAGCUCACUCUCCGAAAACCACUUGGAUUGAAAUAUACUCCAACAAGUGUAAUCUUUAUGAAGAUACCUAGUAUAUCAAAGUUUCAAUGGCAUCCUUUCAGUGUGACUUCCAGCUCCAAUGUAGACAAGGACACAAUAUCUGUGAUGAUCAGAUGUGAUGGAGAGUGGACAAGCUCACUCUUUAAUAUGAUCACAAGUGAUGCUGCUGACCAGAUGAAGUGCAUUCCAGUUGCAGUUGAAGGUCCUUAUGGACCUGACUCAAUCAAUUUCCUAAGAUAUGACAGCUUAAUUCUCGUAGCAGGGGGGAUUGGAAUAACUCCAUUCAUAAGCAUUUUACAGGAAAUUAUAUACAUCCAUGGCAGAAACAAGAACAGUAUGCCAUCAAAUAUACAAUUGAUAUGUGUUGUAAAGAAGUCUCAAGACAUCAGCUUGUUGAACUCAGUUUGGCCAAUACUUCUGAACCAAAGCCAUGAGCAAGUAAAUGCUAUAAAAAUCAAAAUCUUUGUUACCCGAGAAGAGAAAUCUAGUAAAACCAUAGGAGAACUAGUGAACGAGCUUUCUCAUGUGGGUACAGUAGAUUUCAAUACAAAGGGUUCAAGUUAUACAAUGCCUGGACCUGAAAAUUUGCUUUGGAUGGCAGCCAUAGCUGGGUUUUCCUCCAUUGUUUUCUUUAUAAUGUUAGGGUGCCUUAACCGUACCAUUCUUCACAAUGAAGAUAAAGCAUCUGAAAAGAAGAACCCCACCUGGGUUACAGAUCUUCUUCUAAUAUGUUCAUUUGUCAUUGCUAUAACAUGUGGCACCUUGGCCACAGUCAUUAUGAGAUGGAGGAAAACAAAGAAUGAAAUUCCAGAGAACCCAACAAAACAAGCUAAAGAGGUUGAACAUUCUUGGCUAGAAGCAAGGGGUGAGCUUGAACAACAUGAGAUCCAUUAUGGCCAGAGGCCUAACCUUCAAGAUAUACUGUCAAAGUUUCCAAUCCAAUCUGGAGUGUCUGAUGUAGGAGUUUUAGUUUGUGGACCUGAAUCCAUGAAAGAAUCAGUGGCUUCAUUUUGCCAGCAGAAUUCACAAGGCCUAAAGAUAGGUGCCAAGAAAAGGAAGCCCAACUUCAGUUUCCAUCCAUUGAACUUUGCACUAUAGUUUUGUGCAAGCUUUCUUACACAAAACUGGUUUAUGCUUCCACACAGUAACACAAUCAAGAGAGUCAAGUUAUCUAUGAUUGCCUCUGGUUCUGUUAAUUGUUAUUGGUAGCAGAAUCUCUGUAUGUGUGUGUAACAAUAACAUAGUAGGUUUGCUU